ACAGCUAGAUUAGUUGUCUGAACAGAAAGCUGGUUGGAACAUCUUCAUUCUGAAAAAAAUUUGAAAGACAACGAUAAUGAGAAAAUCAUUCUAUCUUCUUGCUGCACUCUGCGCAUUCAUCAGCAUUCUGCAUACUUGCUUUACCCAAGAAGCUUAUCAGACCAGAGCAUUGAAUCUUCACAAUCAGUAUCGUCGAAAGCAUCAUGCACCAGCCCUACGGCUCGACAAUGGGCUCAACUCGUUGGCAGUGAAAUGUGCUGGCUACUAUGCAAGGAAGCGAACAAUAGACCAUUCUUGCCCUUACAAAAGGGAUGCGGGAGAAAAUCUGUCUAGUGGAACUGGAGGUAACUGGAAUAGCAACCAAUUUACAGACCUGUCGUGUAAGAAUUGGUACGACGAGGUUAAACUGUACAACUACAACAAACCUGGAUUCUCUUAUCGAACCGGUCACUUCACCCAAAUAGUCUGGAAAAAUUCGCAAAAAUUUGGCUUCGGAUAUGCUCGAGUGAACGGAUAUUAUGUUGGUGUUGGUUUGUACAGUCCACCAGGAAACUAUUUGGGUCAGUUUAAGGCAAAUGUUCUUAGGCCUUAAACAAGCGGUGAAAGAUCCGCAAGCAUAUUUUGAAAUCUGCAUGAAUAAAGCUAAAAUUAUCA
Molecule: messenger RNA, 654 nt
Organism: Bradysia coprophila
Lineage: Eukaryota; Metazoa; Arthropoda; Insecta; Diptera; Sciaridae
Product: Golgi-associated plant pathogenesis-related protein 1-like
Cellular component (GO): extracellular region
Source: RefSeq, a predicted model, not a curated record